AUGAGCACUCCAAAUAAAAUCCUUAAGUUUCUCAAAGGUGCAUUUACAAGAAAGAACGACGAGGAUGUUCCAGAAACACUUACAAAUCCAAUAGACAGCUCUCCCAAAUGGUCAGACGGCAAGGAGGCCAUCUGUAUCAAGAAGAGCGAGUACGAUUCACUUCAGAUGGAGAUAUUCAACCAGACCGAAAUAAUAAAAAAGCUAAAAAGAAUGAAUGAGGAAAGUCAAUCAGUGAUAAACGAUUACGAAAACACAUUUGAGGCAUUAUCCCUUGCUAGUAAUCUGAGUAGAGAUUGUAGCAAAGGCACUACGACAAAAAAUGCCAUUGUUGAGCUGGAAAAACUAAGAAGUAAUGAACAAAGAUUAAAAUCACACAUCCAAGCAUUGAAAAGAGACUUGCUCCUCUGUGAGGAGAAGGCGGAGAAUGAAAUAAUCCAUAAAGAGCAGAUAGUGGACAGCUUGAAGAAUGAAAUUGAAGAACUAAAUUUCCAAAUAAAGCGCAAGAAUUCCAAAAUUCAGGAACUGAAUUAUGCUAUUUCAGAAAUGAAAGUAGAGCUUGAAAAGAAGAAUGAAUAUUUGAUAGAGCUGAGUGUUAUUUGCCGAGAAUUAUUAAGAGAGUAUCAUUAG
Molecule: messenger RNA, 627 nt
Organism: Vittaforma corneae ATCC 50505
Lineage: Eukaryota; Fungi; Microsporidia; Nosematidae
Exons: 1
Coding region: 1-627 (208 amino acids)
Source: RefSeq, a predicted model, not a curated record